This is a messenger RNA of Dentiscutata heterogama, 1068 nucleotides long. Lineage: Eukaryota; Fungi; Glomeromycota; Glomeromycetes; Diversisporales; Gigasporaceae. The record is from the annotation of a GenBank genome assembly.
AUGACGACAAGCAUGAAUAAGCAUAUGUCGACCUGGCGUAGCCUUAGAAUACCUCCUGAAGAGUUGAGACUAGAUACUACUUUGAAAUGUGGUCAAGCUUUUCGGUGGAAAGUUUCGGGCGAAAGUCAAUGGUCCUGCGCUUUUAAAGGAAGGUUUAUCACUCUGAGACAAACAGAUUCGGAUAUAGAAUAUCAAUCUUAUUUCCCGAUAAAAAAAUCUUCCGAUGAAGUUAAUCAUGAAUUUGAACUAAUUGAUAAAUUUCUCAUGGACUACUUUAAUUUAAGUCCAAUGAUUAAUUUACGUGAAUGUUAUGAUCGCUGGAGCAUGGCAGACAAACAUUUUGCAAAGAUAGCAUGUCAAUUUAAGGGUAUUAGAAUAUUACGACAGGAUCCUGUUGAAAACUUGUUCAGUUUUAUUUGUUCUACUAAUAAUAAUAUUAAUCGAAUCUCUCAAAUGAUUGAAAAGUUAUGUAGUAGAUAUGGUAAUUUGGUGUAUACUUUAAAUGGUCAUGAAUAUUAUGACUUUCCCACUUUAGACAAACUUGUUUCAUCAAACGUUGAAUCUGAGCUCCGUCAGUCAGGUUUCGGUUAUAGGGCAAAAUAUAUUUCCCAAACGGCUAAAUAUUUGACGGAGAAUUAUUCCGAUGGAGAAAAAUGGUUAUAUUCUUUGCGCAAUGUAGAUUAUAAAGAAGCACAUUCUGCUUUGUUAAAACUUUCUGGUUGUUUAAUGUCUUUAGAUAAGAAUAAUGCAAUUCCAAUUGAUACACAUGUCUGGCAGAUUGCACAACGAGAAUACGGAUUUGAAAUUGGUGAUCAUUUUCGGAAUUUAUUUGGUGAUUAUAGUGGUUGGGCACAUUCGGUCUUAUUCACCGCUGAUCUUAAAGCUUUUCAAGAUAGACCAUCCUCCUUUACCACAAUGGAUAUCACAAUAGAUACCACAAUUGAUGCCAAGAUUGAUUCAACUUUAUCUGAGAGUGAUAAAAUAAUUGUUCCUAAGAAAAAAUCUCGUUCUAAAAAUAUUCAAAAAGAAUCAAUUCUCCCGAGUAACAAAAAGACUAGAAGGUUCUAA